Andrographis paniculata is the source of this 1145-nucleotide messenger RNA. Its product is annotated as IAA-amino acid hydrolase ILR1-like 7. Bases 67 to 1047 code for a protein of 326 amino acids. Gene Ontology annotation, molecular function: IAA-Ala conjugate hydrolase activity. Gene Ontology annotation, biological process: auxin metabolic process. The transcript has 5 exons. NCBI's taxonomy places the organism in Eukaryota, Viridiplantae, Streptophyta, Magnoliopsida, Lamiales, Acanthaceae. Gene Ontology annotation, cellular component: endoplasmic reticulum. The record is from RefSeq and is a predicted model, not a curated record.
GCAGAGACAGGGGUGGUGGCUACGAUAGGGUCGGGGGAUCAGCCAUUGUUUGGUCUUAGGGCGGACAUGGACGCCCUCCCGAUACAGGAAUUAGUUGAAUGGGAACACAAGAGCAAACUUGAUGGAAAAAUGCACGCCUGUGGUCACGAUGCUCAUGUGGCAAUGUUGCUGGGAGCAGCCAAAUUGUUAAAGAACAACUCUAAUAAACUAAAGGGCACUGUUAAACUUAUUUUCCAACCUGGGGAAGAAGGUCAUGGGGGUGCCUACCAUAUGAUCAAGGCUGGGGCUGUCGAUGGACUCCAAGGCAUUUUCGCCUUACAUGUUGACCCAUCAAUGCCUACAGGUACCAUCAGUUCCAGACCUGGUCCGAUGCUCGCUGGAUCAGGCAGGUUCACUGCAAUCAUUCAAGGAAAAGGAGGACAUGCAGCAGCCCCGCAUAAAGCUAAAGAUCCUGUUCUGGCUCUUUCUAUGACCAUUCUUGCACUUCAACAUAUUGUUUCACGAGAAACUGAUCCUCAGGAAGCUAGGGUGGUCUCCAUUGGAUACGUGCAAGGUGGAGAAGCAUUUAAUGUAAUCCCUGAGAGUGUCCAGUUUGGUGGUACUUUCAGGUUCAUGGACUCUGAAAGUUUUAACUACCUUAAGCACAGGAUUAAAGAGGUAAUAGAAGCUGAAGCUAAAGUGCAUCACUGUACAGCAGCUGUUGACUUCCUCGAGGAUAAACUAAUAUCAUAUCCUGCAACCCACAACGAUCCCACACUGUAUGAACAUGCUAAAAGAGUUGCAGAAAAGUUGCUGGGGAAGAGCAGAGUGAAGCUGCAUUUAGGAACCACUGUAGCUGAAGACUUCAGUUUCUACUCACAGAGGAUACCCGGGUCAUUCUUUGUUAUUGGAGUAGCAAAUGAAACGAUGACACCUGUCAAGGGGUCCCACUCCCCCCACUUCGUCAUCGAUGAAGAUGUUCUUCCAGUGGGAGCUUCACUCCAUACUGCAGUCGCACUGGCUUACUUGGAUUUUGAUGGGAUGGAUGACCAUGUAGAAAAACAUUAGAAGAUUCAUUCUACAUUGAGACUGUCAAAGCGAAAAAGAUUGGUUUUUGCUGAAUCACUUGCCCGUUUGCUAAUUUGAGAUCAUAUUUUAUGUAAAUU